Messenger RNA from Candidula unifasciata, 525 nucleotides. Lineage: Eukaryota; Metazoa; Mollusca; Gastropoda; Stylommatophora; Geomitridae. The record is from the annotation of a GenBank genome assembly.
AUGAUUCGGAAUGUCGAAUACUACACGACUUUGACCGUUGCUUUAAUAGCAAUUAAUUUAACGAUAUACCAGGCACUGGGUCAAAGCAGGACUUGCAGUUUAUUAGCAAGGCCUCAUCCCAAUGGCUUCUGUGGAGAGAGACUGGCUCAAGCUCACAGCAACGUCUGCUUCCUUCUACGCCGGACCUACCCGCACUUGUUCCCAAUGUCCAAACGCUCCGUGCCCAGUGAAAGUGACACAAGCCCAUCCGUAGACUCACUGCUAAAUUCUGAACUUCAUGACGAUGAUGAGGAAUUCUCCAGGUAUCCAGAUCACAAGUCAGAUCCCGUGUUCAUCCUGGAAGACAACAGCCAUUUGGUCUCUCUACUAAAAUCUGCGGAUGAGCCGGUUUACACUUCUCACAGGCCAACAGCCAGCGCCUUUAUCAACCUGUUGGAGAAACGAAACUCAAGAAGGAAGAGGAGUCUCGUCUGCGAGUGCUGCUAUGGUCCUUGCACUAUCAGAAUUAUUGCCCGUUACUGCUGA